Molecule: messenger RNA, 720 nt
Organism: Trichosporon asahii var. asahii CBS 2479
Lineage: Eukaryota; Fungi; Basidiomycota; Tremellomycetes; Trichosporonales; Trichosporonaceae
Exons: 6
Coding region: 1-720 (239 amino acids)
Source: RefSeq, a predicted model, not a curated record
AUGUCGGGCAAGAGCAAACUAACUCCAGACACACUGUGCACGCCACGACUCCCCGUACCGGAGCAGUACGCCGCAGAGGCGCAAGCCCUUGGCCUGAAUGUGACCCCAGCGGCGGUGAAGGCAGCUUUCAAGCCCGAUGAACACCAAGUUCCCGGUGUAUGGCAAGCACAGCGACCCGCCGCUGUCGCCCGAGAGUUGGUGGGGGGAGAUCAUCACGCGGUGUAUGCGACACGCGGGCACUUGAAGGAGAAGGGCGGGCAGCUGAUUCCAAACCUUCUCGAACGGUUCGAAAGCGAGAAGGGUUACCGGCUCUUCCCUGAUACGCUUGACACGCUGAACGGGCUCCGCGAUCUCGACAUCAAAAUCACCUGCGUGUCCAACUCCGACCCGCGGAUCCUGCGCACGUUAUCUGCACUUCAUAUCCUGCCACUCCUAACGUGCCCGCCAGUGCUGUCCUGGGACAUCGAGGCGGCCAAGCCGGACAGGCGCAUCUACGAGGCCGCCUGUAAGAUCGCCGGCGAGGAGAUGGGCGACGGCGUCAUCAUGGUCGGGGACGAGCUUGAAGCAGGUGCCAUCGACGCGGGACUGGAGGCUCGCCUCCUCAGACGAGACGGAGAGUACUCCGACGGCGCUAUCAGGCAUGACGGAGAAGAUCUCAAGGGCGUGCACACCGUCAAGAGUCUGACGGAGGUGCUCGAGGAGGCGCGGCGGAAUGCCUGA